AUGAAGACGGCUGCAGCCCGAUUCGCCGACCCGAAGACGAUCAUUGGCGGCGAGUCGUGCACCAAGGUCAACGUCUCCAACUCCAACACGAAGCACGCCUCCAAGUCGCGCUCCGGCAGCGGCACGAAGAGCGGAUCAUCCAAGAAGAAGCGGGUCUCGCUUGUGUUGCCGACAACCACCGCCUGCGCCAAGUCCGUGUCGAAGACGUCGGGCCGCCGGUCCACCGCCUCAACCUCGAUGCGAAAGAGUGGCAGCAAGAAGAGCGUGAGCCAGAAGAGCUGCAUCAAGAAGAAGAAGGAGCUCGAGAAAAAGAAGCCGACCGAAUCCAACAAUAGUUCCUCGAAGAAGAAGAAGAAGGAAAAGGGCGGCUCAACUCGUUCCUCGAAUGCAACCUCUACCAAGUCGUCCAAAUCGACGCACACGCAGCGCUCGUUGAUGGCCACCCCGCCGUCGUCGCAGAUGUCGCUGAUGUCGGCCACGCAGAAGAUCUCGCUGGCGGAGGAGACGAACAACAACAAGAACAUGGCCAGCAGCAGCAGAAGCACCGCGUCGACCACGAGCAGCAACAAGAACAUGGCCAGCAGCAGCAGCAGCACCGCGUCGACCACGAGCAGCAACAAGAACAUGGCCAGCAGCAGCACCAGCACUGCCUCCAAGACGAGCAGCAGCAAGCCCUCCAAGGGCAACAAGCCCAGGGCGACUCGCGCCACUGCGAAACGCCCGAAAAGCCCGAAGAGCCCGAAAAGCCUGAAGAGCCCGAAGAAGAACAAGAAAGCCGCGGCCCCCCUCGACGUCGGAGCGACCCAAGCCGAUGGCGGCGCCGAGGAGAAGGAGCAGGAAAAGGAGAAGAGUGAGGCGGAGACGCCGAUCCCGGUGGUGCCCGACGACCCGCUAAAGGAAUACGUGCCCCCGUCCGAGACGACCGCCCCGCCUACCUCCCCGGAGGCCGACGAGGAGGCUAGUUUUGGGGUUCUACUAGCGGAUUUCGCCAAA
Mesorhabditis spiculigera is the source of this 993-nucleotide messenger RNA. NCBI's taxonomy places the organism in Eukaryota, Metazoa, Nematoda, Chromadorea, Rhabditida, Rhabditidae. The record is from the annotation of a GenBank genome assembly.